UCAUAAUGCCGAUAAAAAUUAGUUUAUUUUCGGAUUUAUUCAUAACCGUGAUGGCGGCUUUCGGACCACUAGAUGUCCAGUUUCGUCAUUUCCACUCGGUGUUGGUUGAUAAAGUCUGAAAAUUUUCUCUUACUUUUUCUGGCCAACCAAACACCUACGACUCAUCUUUGUUAGCUUCAAAACACAAGAACAUUUCGCAAACACACCCGCCGACGGUAUGGAAGUUAAACGCCGCACUAUCCGCUCUUUAGUAACGAAGUUGGGCUCCGUCUCCGAACAGACUCGUGCGGAGUCUCUCACGGAGCUGCGUCUCAUUUCUAAACACGACGCCGAUAGUCGACCAAUUAUCGCUGAAGCCGGCGCCAUCCCCUAUUUAGCAGAGACUCUCUACUCCUCCUCACGCUCCGCUCAAGAAAACGCCGCAGCUACGCUUUUAAAUCUCUCCAUCUCCUCGCGUGAUUCGGUCAUGUCCACGCGCGGCCUCCUCGACGCGAUCUCCCACGCGCUCCGUCACCACUCGUCUUCAACGUCUCCUUCCACUGUUCAAUCCGCCGCCGCCACGUUGCAUAGCCUCCUGGUAAACGAAGCCUACCGCCCGAUCAUCGGAUCAAAACGUGAUAUUAUUCAUUCUUUAAUUGAAAUAGUGAAAACGCGUAACUCUCAGGCUCGUUCGAUUAAAGACGCCUUGAAAGCGUUGUUUGGAAUAGCUCUUUAUCCUUUGAACCGCCAACAGAUAAUCAAUUUGGGCGGAGUUCAGCCCUUGUUUUCGUUGGUUGUUAACGAGGGUAGAAUUGGCAUUGUCGAGGAUGCCACGGCGGUUAUAGCUCAAAUUGCGGGGUGUGAAGAGAGUUCAGAGGAGUUCAAAAAGUGGGGAGGUGUUGGUGUGUUAGUGGAUUUGUUAGACAUGGGGACUGGUUCGAGUGCUCGGGUGAAGGAGAAUGCGGUGGCGGCGUUAUUGAAUAUGGUGAGUUAUGGAGGGGAGAAUGUGGGGAAGGAGUUGAGAGAGGCGGCGCUGAAGGUGGCGGAUGGAGUUGCUGACGUGGCACAGAACGGAAGCGCCAAAGCUAAAAGUAAAGCGGUGGCAUUGUUGAAAGUAUUGCUUGCGGGAAAUGUGGUGAGAGAUUCGCCCUUUUAUAACUUGCUGAAUGAAUCAAAUUUAUCAAUUUGAAUUGAAUAGACUGUUAUGUCGGUUUGGUUGUAUACAAUUAGGAGUUUAGAUAUAGUGAUACUGGAAAUAUGAUUGAAAUUAAUUUGGUUCUUAAGUUAUUUUGUUUGCAUAGUUGAUAGGAUUUAUAUUCAUUAUUGUUUAUUGAUUUGUAUUCUUGCUCUCGCAUAAUAAGACUAUUAUCUAUGUUUU
This is a messenger RNA of Mangifera indica (mango), 1357 nucleotides long. RefSeq names its product U-box domain-containing protein 1-like. The coding region runs from base 218 to 1168 and encodes 316 amino acids. Gene Ontology annotation, molecular function: protein binding. Gene Ontology annotation, cellular component: nucleus; cytoplasm. NCBI's taxonomy places the organism in Eukaryota, Viridiplantae, Streptophyta, Magnoliopsida, Sapindales, Anacardiaceae. The record is from RefSeq and is a predicted model, not a curated record. The transcript has a single exon.